Messenger RNA from Nakaseomyces glabratus, 2676 nucleotides. RefSeq names its product Oaf3p (gene OAF3). The record is from RefSeq and is a predicted model, not a curated record. Gene Ontology annotation, molecular function: zinc ion binding; DNA-binding transcription factor activity, RNA polymerase II-specific. Lineage: Eukaryota; Fungi; Ascomycota; Saccharomycetes; Saccharomycetales; Saccharomycetaceae. Gene Ontology annotation, biological process: regulation of DNA-templated transcription.
AUGGAAGAACCCAAGAAGGUCACAAAGUCUAGGCGCCGUCCUAUGCUAGUAUGUGUGAACUGCCGAAAACGGAAGUCUAAAUGUGACCGCCAGUUACCAUGCAGUAAGUGUAUACAACACGGUGACACAGAUACAUGUACAUACUUGAAUGAUGUUCCCAUAGGCAAGAAGAAUAAUGUUCCUAAUACUCAAGUGACUCCUAACAGUUCAAGUCCCAGUAUCGUGAUUAAUUUACAUCAGAAUGGCAAUGACUAUAAAACAAAAAAUUUGAAUGGUCAGGAUAACACCCUUCUGAAAGAAAUAAAUAAUAAUAUAUGGGGUAGAAAUAGCCCCAUAUUUCCAGACAGUUCAGAUCAUUCACCUCCAACACAAGUUUUUGGGGAUGGCCCUAAUUUAAAACCCAAAGUAAUUGGCCAUUGCAGAUACUCUGGCGAAAAUCAAUAUAUUAAUAUGGUACCCAAGGGUUAUUUAAUCGAAGUAAAAAGAUCAUCCGUAACUCGUUAUGCAAUGUGGACAAGCACAUCGGUAGAGUACAGAGAUCCUUACUUAAGUUGCAUGCUAAUGUUCAAAAAAGGUGCUGUUAAAGCCACUACUGAACAAAUGAAGAAAAAGAUGAAAUUUAAGAAUUUACCUAAUUCAUUCGCCCUAUUCACAGCAUUUGACAAUGCUGAUGAUGGUAAAGAUAAGCCUAACUUGAACCAUGCGAAAAUAUUUAAUAAGUUUGCUGAAUAUAGGCAGCAAAAAUCAAUUGGAGAUCUGUCUGAGGAUCAUAUUCUGGAUACAAAGGAUUUACCUCGUAGACAAGCUGUUGAAAACUGCGUACUUAUGUUUGCAAAAUUCCAUCUUUGCCCAUUAUUACCGUUAUUUAAUCUUCCUCAUUUGAUGGAAGAGGUAAAGAUAUUUUAUGACAAUGUUGAAAAAACAGGUAAAGUAUCAACAAAAAAUGGCGACAAUUGGAUAUACUGUAUUAUUUUGCUUCUAACCAAAAUUUGUAAGUUAGCCAUAUGUAUGUCUAACAUACCAGGUGAUGAUGUUAGCCCUAUCGCUCAAUUGGAUACCACCAGAUUUAUUCCUCUGGUACAUAAAUAUAUUAUGAAUCAUAAUUUAUUUCGCAAAUGCACAUUACACCAGUUGCAAGUCUUACUUUUGUUAAGAUUUUAUAAUUGGUGUGCACCAGAAGAUGGCGAUGGACAACAAGGACAACAGAAUAGUAUUCUAAUGGGCAUGAUCAUUUCCAGUGCAAAAGAACUCGGUAUAGGAUGGGAUCUAUUUACCCCCGGAUUUCCUGUUGGCAUCGAUAUAUCAGAUGGUUCUAGACCUUCUGCACAACAUAUGAAUGCUGAGGAGUAUACUACAUUAUAUCAAAAAAUAUGGUGUUAUAUUUUAUUUUGGGAUAGAAAAAUGCUAUUGGUAAAUGGUCAAAACUGCAUAAUACAAAGAAGUAGAGAUACUGAUUAUUCACUACUCGAGGCAACUUUUAGUAAGGAAGAUGGUAGUGAGUUUUUUCGAUACUUUAUUCAUCUAGAUUCGCUACUUCUGGAAAUUAAUGACCUCAUAUCUUCAAAUCCCACUAAAGUAAAUAUAACAGCUCUUAAUAACUGUAUGACAUCUCUUGAAGAGGAAUUUCGCAAUAUCCAUACAAUCGUUAAUUCAAGAGAAAUACUGCAAAGCAAUGAUGAUCCAAGAUUUUUUGAAGUUAGUUGGAAUAUCAAGAUAGCCCGUGCUUGUAUUUUGCAUGCUGAGGUGGUAUCAUAUGAAAAGGAAUGUGAUUUUGUAAGAUGCCAUUAUGCAAUUCAAAAAUUGUGGGAAAUUGUCCUAUCGAUGUGUUCCGACUGUAUGGAAUACUGGAGCCAGAGAUCAGAAGCAUUCCUUGGUAGUUUGAAUAACUUUUAUACCAAUCGUAUUGUCGAGAUUGCUGCUGACAGGCUCGUACAUUUUGUGAAGGCAAUCAUUUUGCGGCUCCAUAGAUUUCAUAAUGUAAAGGCUGAAGAUAAGCAGAUACUAGUUCAGUUCAUGCAUAAGUUCUGUUCCUUAUAUUUUACAAACUUUGGUAGGGAAUAUUUCAGAUGUUUCAAAAGUUUGUUCAAUUUGAAGAUGGAUUAUAGAGUUCUUUCAUAUUCAAGUGUAAAAGACCCAUGGACUGUCAUGCUGACAUUCAUUUUACAUGAAAUGUCCUACGGUGAACAGCCGGAAGGUAAGUUAUCAUUAAGAGACAGACUACCAUUGAUUGCCAAAUUACAUGAUAAGUUAAGCUAUAUGCCCAGCUCUUUUAAAAACCAUGACCUUAUCUUAGAUGCUUGGCAGACGUCUAUUUAUCCAAUUUGCCGGUAUGAUGAGCACUUCCAACUUAACCUAUACAUUAGUGAAAUUAAAAAGCUAGACGAACAUUACAAAAUAGAUAAGGAUAAAAAUUUAUUUGAGUCGUUCUACAACAACGAAGUAAAACUAUUUGGUGAGGAAUUUGGAACUCAAGAAAGCUGUAAUUCUGCUUUUCAAAAAGAUUCAUCUGAACCUCCUCAAGAAACUAUUACACUAGAUGAAUGGGGUACCCUUUCGGGACCUUAUGAAGGUAAUGAUAUAUUGUUGGCAUCAGAAACUGAUUCAAAGGCGUUAAGAUAUAAUGAUCAGCUAAUCCAAGAAAUAUUCAAUCCAAAAGACUUUCUUCCAUUCCUAUGA